Messenger RNA from Larimichthys crocea (large yellow croaker), 1016 nucleotides. RefSeq names its product glutathione S-transferase A. The record is from RefSeq and is a predicted model, not a curated record. The transcript has 6 exons. Gene Ontology annotation, cellular component: mitochondrion. Bases 47 to 724 code for a protein of 225 amino acids. NCBI's taxonomy places the organism in Eukaryota, Metazoa, Chordata, Actinopteri, Sciaenidae. Gene Ontology annotation, molecular function: maleylacetoacetate isomerase activity; glutathione transferase activity. Gene Ontology annotation, biological process: L-phenylalanine catabolic process; glutathione metabolic process.
ACAUUUUGUUUCAUUAACUUCGCGUCUGUCUGUACUGCCCGUGUCCAUGGCCAAGUCAAUGAGUCUUCUGUGGGGGGCUGGAUCACCUCCCUGCUGGAGAGUUAUGAUCACUUUGGAAGAAAAGAAGCUGCAAGGCUACAAACACAAGCUGCUCUCUUUUGAGAAAGGAGAGCACAAAUCACAGGACGUUUUGGAGAUUAACCCGAGAGGACAGCUUCCUGCCUUCAAACAUGGAGACAACAUACUGAAUGAGUCGAGUGCAGCAUGUUUAUACCUGGAGAAUCAGUUCAAGUCUCAGGGCAUCAAGCUGAUCCCUGACAGCCCUGCAGAACAAGCGCUCAUGUACCAACGCAUGAUGGAGGGUCUCACCCUCACUGAUAAACUCAAUUCAGUCAUCUACUAUGACUUGUUGGUCCCUGAAGAGGAGAGACAUGAUUCUGCUGUGAAGAGAAACAGGGAAGGCCUUGCCACUGAGCUCAACCUCUGGGAGGGUUACCUGCAGAAGGUGGCUGCAGGAUCGUACCUGGCAGGUGGUUUCUCCUUGGCUGAUGUGAUCGUCUUUCCAAAUAUUGCUUAUGCUUUUCGUUUUGGGUUGUCUGCUGGGCGUUACCCUAAACUUGCCAAAUAUUACAGCCUGUUGAAGGACAGACCCAGCAUUAAAGCCAGCAGACCACCACACUGGCUGGCCAGCCCACAGGGUUAUGACAUCCUGAAGGAUCUCUGAAACACACUAACAUUGCCUCUACCAUGUUAUUGUAUAUGUGUAAGUUAGUUUAACAGUAAAAAUAAUGAAUUUAUACACCAACCAGCCACUGCAUUAGGUACAUCCAUCAUUUUUCGGUUUUGUUGAUACUGUCAUUUAUUUAGCACCUUUAAAAAACAGAGUUUACAAAGUGCUUUACAGAGCAGAGGACCCAAAAGAAGGCCACACAGGUUGAGACGUAAAACAUAACAGAUUCAAUGCCACAGAAACAGACAGUACAAUAAAAGAAAGAUUAUAAAAAUAAGAUUAAAAA